CAUACUCUCUGUCUGUAAUCAUUUUACACCAGGGGUUCCCAUUCUCGAAUUAGUUUGUUAGCAUUACUUUACCUAUAAACUGGAGGUUUGUCAAGCAGUUCGACCCUCCCUUUUCCUGCGAAGCCUAACUAGCUAACGCUGACUAUCAUGUGAUGCAAUUUCUCGGCGUGAACUGGAAGCCUGUUGGACGGUCAUGGCCGCACUGGUAUAUUUGGGCGAACGAUCGCAGAUGUAUGGUCGCGACUCAAACUUCACAGAAGUCAUCAACCAGAGGAUGAGGGUGCCAGAGAGGCUGCGAGUGGGACACGGUAUACUACCUGACGAGCUGAACCAAACGUCUGAGGAUCCCCCUACAGUAUACAGCAUGCACGUACCAGACAGACUGGCUUUAACAGGUGUCAGCACUUGCAGGGAGGCAUUUAAAAAUGCUCCUGACUUGAGUCCGCAGCCCCUCUUCUCCAAACAAAGCAUUACAGGCCAUGACUUGUCAUCAUGGGACCUGCAAAUUGUACAGCAUGGAGCCUGGCAUAGGGAGGUUCAGAGCCCACUACGGAGGUCAUACAGUGACCAGGCCUUUGGUAAAACUCCACCUAGAACCCCCACACAGCCCAGACAAGCAGUGCAUUCUUCUUCUUUGCGAAGUGUUGGAAGGGCGUCAACUGCACACUCAGAUACUCCCCUGGCCACACCCCUUGGGUUUCCUGCCGUUCCACAGAGCCUCCUGUCCCCCCAGAGUGUGCUGCAGGUGGCUAGGCAGCUGGGCCAGCAGGCCUCACAGAGAAUCCUCCACACUGUCAGUCAGAAAUACUCCUCCAGGUUCAGUUCCCCUGACAGCCCUCCACGUCAGCCAGCUGAGGUCCACUCUGACCGGGCCCAGAAAAGUGCCAUGCAGGAGUCUUGCCUGGGUCCUGAGGGGGAGGCCGGAACCGCUGUCGAGUUCAUCGUGCUUCGAAGACAGGUAGUGAAGAUGAGCAGGCGGAUAGUGGCACUGGAGAGACAUAAUGCUGAACGUAGGCAGACUGAACUGGUGCUCUUUUCCCUGCUGGUGUCUGCGUGCCUGUUUAAUGGCUGGCUGUGGAUACGCAGAUAACCCCACGAAGCUUUCUGGGCAUUGAGCCACGCCCCCAUGGUCUGUUCAAACAAACCUAAUAGAACACAUCCGCUACCAGCUAUUAAACCAUGAACUUCGUUAGGACAUAAAGGGCUUGGUUGCGUGCUGUGUUUGAGGCAGAAGACACCAAGAUGUUGUAAGGCAUUUCUGUCACUAACCACUGUAAAAGCAUGAAUUUAAAAAUGUGUAUUUAAAAAAUACAAUGGGCAAAUUAGUCACUUGCAUAGAAAAUGUUCUAUAAUAGUUGUGACAUCAAAAUAUCUGAAUAUGGUCCAACUAUUCAGAAGCCAUGGUUGUAUUAUUGUUCUACAAAAUCUGGAACAUACAUCAGAUCUUGCCUGUUUCAAAAAGAAGUCUUUUAAAACAUAAUGCAUGAAGUUUACCUUUUAUUUAUUUGCCCCUUUCCCCCCAUAGUGACUUGUUGGACACUUUUUUGUAAUAUAGCAUAAUACCUUUACUCUUAUAAAGUAGGAUUCUAGACUCUGAAGUUGGUACAUUCCUAUCUGCCACGCAGUCAGAAAAAUGAGACAAUUGCUCAGUAUAUUUAUUUAUUGAAAAAUUAAAUUAAAUUAAAUUUUAUCAAGGAAAAAAAUGUUACUUGGAACGUAUUCAGGAGUAUAAACCAAAUAAAGUCAAAUUGCAAAGGAAAACUUUGAGAUGAAUUUUGUAAAACAAAAUAUAUUUGAUUAAAGAGAAUAUAAUUUCAUUAAAAAA
This is a messenger RNA of Electrophorus electricus (electric eel), 1825 nucleotides long. RefSeq names its product transmembrane gamma-carboxyglutamic acid protein 3. Gene Ontology annotation, cellular component: mitochondrial outer membrane; peroxisome. Gene Ontology annotation, biological process: positive regulation of mitochondrial fission. The record is from RefSeq and is a predicted model, not a curated record. NCBI's taxonomy places the organism in Eukaryota, Metazoa, Chordata, Actinopteri, Gymnotiformes, Gymnotidae.